Molecule: messenger RNA, 639 nt
Organism: Ilex paraguariensis (yerba mate)
Lineage: Eukaryota; Viridiplantae; Streptophyta; Magnoliopsida; Aquifoliales; Aquifoliaceae
Source: the annotation of a GenBank genome assembly
AUGUGGGAUGAUUCACUAUAUUUCAAUGUCGAUGAAGAGAGCCUUGGAACAAUUCCAAUGUGUCAUAUUCGUGGUGAUAGUUAUUUUGACACUCCAUGGAGGUAUUUUGGGGAGUCUCAAGACCGUUUGCAUCUUAUAGAAAUUUGUGACCCCUGCAAAACACACUUCAGUGUUUAUGAGAUGAAGAAAGACUACUCUGAGUGGUUUUUGAAGUACUCUGUUGAUCUUGAUGAUCUUCUGACAACAUUCCCUGAGAUGACCCGAAGUAACCCAAACUCAGUGUACUUUGAUCGUUAUGCUUUCUCUAUACUUUCUCUUGUUCGGGGGGAGAAAGAUGAGGAGUCAUUUUUGGUGUUGUACAUUCCUGGUAAGGCCAUACGUUACAAUCUUGUGAAUAGGACUUUCUGGAAGCUCUGUGAUAUUAAGGCAAUGACCGGAAAGCACUCUUUGGACUAUAAUGGAUGGCCUGAUGUUUAUGAAUACAUUGAGUCUCAUGCUUCUGUAUCAAUCAGAGGUGAGACCUUGAGAGCUUCGAAAUUAGAGACCCUCAAAAGCUUCAAUAGGAGAGACAAACGCGAACGGAAAGGUGAAGAAGCCAAAGUCUUCGAAGUUGAAGGGGCUAGAUACUUCCACCCAUAG